Molecule: messenger RNA, 9958 nt
Organism: Hippopotamus amphibius kiboko
Lineage: Eukaryota; Metazoa; Chordata; Mammalia; Artiodactyla; Hippopotamidae
Gene: PKN2
Product: protein kinase N2
Exons: 23
Coding region: 3940-6774 (944 amino acids)
Biological process (GO): protein phosphorylation; signal transduction
Molecular function (GO): ATP binding; small GTPase binding; protein serine/threonine kinase activity
Source: RefSeq, a predicted model, not a curated record
UGGUGCGACAGGAGGAGCUACCGCCGCGGCCGCACCGCCCCGCACCGAGAGGCUCGAGGCGGCUCCUGGCGUCGCCCAGAGGCAGCGACUGAGCAAGAGAGUCCGGCGCGCGCGGGCGGGCGGGCGGCGGCGGCGGCGGCGGGCGGCGAGGGGGAGCCCGCUACAAGUGCCCUCGCUCCCCGCCGCUCUCCAAGAACCGGGCGAAAUAAGUCGCGCCUCCAGCAGGGGCUGCGCCUCCAUGAAUCCCUAGGUUUUUUUCUUUCUCUCCCCGCUCCUCACCCCCCACCCCGGAUCCCGUCCCGCCCUCUCCCUUCGGCAGCCAGCGGCCGCGUCCAGGUGCGGAGUCCAGAGCGGAGCGCAAUGGCGUCCAACCCCGAACAGGGAGAUAUUGUGCUCACGGAGCUGCAGAAAAAGAGCUACAGAAGUUGUUUACAAACGGCAGAGCGGUCGACUGAAGAAAAAUGUUGGGCACCACAUGCUUGCAGAAGAUGAGAACAAGAUAGAUCCCUUAAUUAGUUAAGUCCACGUUGAGUAGCGAUAUUAUUCUUUACAUUUUCCAGCUAAAUAUUUGAUGAUGUAGGCACGAUUUUGGUUUUUAGGUCUCUUUGAUGUGCAGGAGUACGUGCGCUACCUUGUUGGGUUUAUUUUUCUUUACUUUGGAGUGUCCCAGAGAUGUUUACAUCUGGAUUAAAGCUUCAUGCUUGUUCUUUGACUUAAACUUAUUUUGGUUUAUUUAAAUACAGCCGUCUUUUAGCUACUCGAAGAUUGAGAUGGGAAUUAAGAAAAGAAAAAAACUUACAUUUGUUUUUGUGUGUUGGGCAGUUCAUUUUUAUGAGAAGGCUGAAUCUAGACACUGGUUCUUGAUUUCAAAAUUCAGUUGCUUCUAAAUUUUUUGCUGUUUAAAUGUAUUUUUCGAUAAAUUCCUAUGUUAGCCUGGUUUAUUGUGCAUUUAGAUGUAAGCUUGAAGGCAUUGUUGUAAUACUUGAUAUUUCCUACAUAAAAAUAGAGAUAUCAACAAGGUAUAUCAGUGCACUUUUGCAAAUUUGGAAUCCUUUGGAAAUGCAAAGCUGAAUUUCAUAUUAUUGAACGUGUUGCUAUAUAGUGUUUUAAUUAUCUUAGCCUUUUCUAAGGAGGUUUUACAGCAUACUGAUUUGCUAAAUGAAUGGAAUUUAUUGUUUUAUUACUUUACAUGGGCUUUUAAAAUGAAGUUUGAGGCACAUUGGAAAUGCUUUCCAUUGCCUAGUCUUGAAAUAUGAAAAGCAUACAUUACUUCUGACUGAAAAAAAAGCCAUGAAAAUGACAGGGGAAUUUUUCUUUGAGUGGAGUGGCUUCAGAAUCAUAAAGUAUUUGGUAUCCUUAUUUGUAUUUUAUAGAAAGUUGACAUAAAAGACUUAUUUUGGCACUGAAUGUGGAAAUAUAUUAUCAUGUAUAUUAAAAUAUAACAUUGAAGGACUUUUAAUAAGACCAUUUUUUACAAUAACAAGGAAGCAAGUGAAAUAAAUAGGAAUAUUUAAAUAUGGAUAUUUUAAAAAUGGGACCAAACUAGGGGAACAGCCAAUCUAAAGUUAGGCUUUUAAAUAAACUAAAAUGUAACUCCCUCCAGAAGAAGAAUAGUUUUUAUUAAAUCUUAUAGGUUGUCUUGUAUAUCCAGAGCAUUUUUCUUGGGUGUAUUUGACUUCCAAUUCUAAUAAAAGUUAUUACGUUUGAACUUUAUCAUGUUUAUUAAAAUAAUUGAGACUAUUAUUCCUAUCAGCACUCAAGAUAAACCAUGAUAAACUUUGCUUCACCAAGUAUAUGCAUGUAUUCAAACAUUUUAUUAUUUCAUUGGGUCAUGAAACUAAAAAAUAUUUAUCAAACUUGUUUGGAGAACCUGUUUUUAAAAAUCUUCUAAGUUGUUUGAGUUUAUUUAAAUUGAAAAGUUGUUUAAUGUGAGGUUCUUAAUGCUUUUCUGCUGUACAGAUUUGAAGUAAUUAAAUAGUAAUCUGUGUGGCAAGUUUUUAAAUUGUUUAGUUGAAAGUUUUUACUUUGCCAUAUCUUGUCUCACUCUGAAAGUUGCAUGUUAAAACCUCUUUUAAUGAAAUUGAUAUUUAUUUAGAAACCAUUGUGUAUCCAACGCUUAAAAAUUAUUUUUCAAAUUAUAUUGCAGAAUUUGAAAUACUUUACUACUUCAGGUGGAAUUGGCUUGUUAAUAACUGUUGGUUGUGGAAAGACAAAGAAAACCUGAAACACAGUCUUGCUAAUUACUGUAAUGUUUCUAUAUAGUGUAAUGUUUCUAACUCUUGUUAGUAAUUUAGAAGGCUUAUUCAAUAAGGAAUCAUUAAUAACAUAUACACAGACUUUGAUAGCUAGAAGCUUCAAUGUGUAAGGAAGAAUAUUUGCUGUGGUAAAAAUAAAAUAGGCUGUUAAAAAGUAUAAACUUAGUUGGCAAUUUCUAAUUUUUAUCUCUUGUAAUUAACUUAUGUCCCGUUCUCUUGGUUUUUAUUUGAAGUGUAGUGGGAAAAUUAGUGUGAUACUUUUGUGAGGCCAAAGAAAUGAAAGUUUAUUUUCAAGGAAACUGAGUUAAUGAAAACUAUAUAAAGAAUCUCAAAAUGAAAAUGUUGGCUACAACAGUAAUUUUGUAGAGUGCAGACCCAAUUAUUGAGUAGCAUACCAGUAAAGUUACCUUGUUGAUUAUUGGGGAUUCAUCUUCAUCAAAAUGACUGAUAACAUGUUGGGAAUCUUGAAUUGCAUUCUCAGCAGAAUUUAUUUGGGUAGAGGUGACUUGCUCAAGUAGAAAGUUGAGGUAGUUAGUCUUAAAUUACAGAGAUUCAUUUCAAGAAGCAUUUAUUGAAUAGCUACCAAAGGUAUAUUGGAGGGCAUAAAGAUGACAGGAUAUGGCUUUCACUUUCUAGAGGAGAGUACAAAUAACAUUUACUGAUUAUCUGCUCUAUGUCAGGCAUUGUACUUGGAACCCUGUAUACUUAUAUAAUCUUUAAAACAAUCCAAUAAAGUAAGUGUUGUUAUUUCCAUUUUACAGAUCAGGAAACUAAGUUCAGGAAUAGUUAAGUCAGUCAUUCACAUUCACACUGUAAGUCUGAAUUUGAAUUUGGAUUUAUAUCUUUCCCACUACAGUUCGUAAUAUGUGGACCCAUAAAUGUUUUGCAUUCCAAUAUUGUAAAUGUGUGAACUUUCUAAAAAUUGGCCCAAAAUGUAGUUAACCAGAGUUAACUUUAAUAUAAACUUUAUACUAGUUGUUAGGUUCCUCUAUAACAAGGAAGAGUGAUUUCCACAUUUUAUUUGGUAGUCUGUAAUUUAACAGUGCUUUAUUAUUGCAAAUAAGGUGUAACAUUCUACAAAGAAUAACAAUACAAAUAACCUUUUUCAGGGUUUUCUUCAUUUAACAAUUACUGUUUCUGAUAACAGUUGUCAAAUGUUUGCCCAAAACUUUCCAGAAGAUUUCACAUUUCUCUGUAGACUGUCCAUAAAAUAAACUUUGCUUUAAAAUUUUAAGCUAUGUAACCAAGCUGUGUGUUUGGUACUGAGUAGGUACUCAGUAGAUUGAUGAGAAUGCUCCAUUUGUUACCUAGGAUGAGACAUGUCUUGACCAUUAGAAGUUGAUUAUGAUCAUUGACUUAAGAAAUUACUUAAGUUUUCUUUAAUUUACAUUUCUAAUCCCUUGUCCCAAAAAUAUUCCCUUAAAAAGUUCAAAAGGGAUUUCUGCACUGUUAUGUUAUAUCUACAUACAGCACCCUCUUAUUUUACACAUUUGAUGGGAAACUAGGAGUGGCAUCUAAUUUUGCAGUGAACUGGAAAGUAGAAGGUGCCUGUGUUGGGAGGAUAAUGACUUCAGCAUGAGUUGGAAGAAUGUAACAUGAGAAAGUAGGCAGAUGGGGAGAUUCCCGAAGUUUUCCAUUUUCUGAGAACGUGAGUGCUGUUCAAAAAUUAGACUUUUCAGAUACAAUGGUGCAACAGAAAUUGGAUGAUAUCAAGGAUCGAAUUAAGAGAGAAAUAAGAAAAGAACUGAAAAUCAAAGAAGGAGCUGAAAAUCUGAGGAAAGUCACAACAGAUAAAAAAAGUUUGGCUUACGUGGACAACAUUUUGAAAAAAUCAAAUAAAAAAUUAGAAGAGUUGCAUCACAAGCUACAGGAACUAAAUGCACAUAUUGUUGUAUCAGAUCCAGAAGAUGGUACAGAUUGCCCAAGGACUCCAGAUACUCCCAGUAGUGACCCUCGUUGUUCCACCAGCAAUAAUAGAUUGAUGGCCUUACAAAAACAAUUGGAUAUAGAACUUAAAGUAAAACAAGGUGCAGAGAACAUGAUACAGAUGUAUUCAAAUGGAUCUUCAAAGGAUCGGAAACUCCAUGGCACAGCUCAGCAACUGCUCCAAGACAGCAAGACAAAAAUAGAAGUGAUACGAAUGCAGAUUCUUCAGGCAGUCCAGACCAAUGAAUUGGCUUUUGAUAAUGCCAAACCUGUCAUAAGUCCUCUUGAACUUCGGAUGGAAGAAUUAAGGCAUCAUUUUAGGAUAGAGUUUGCAGUAGCAGAAGGUGCAAAGAAUGUAAUGAAAUUACUUGGCUCAGGAAAAGUAACAGACAGAAAAGCACUUUCAGAAGCUCAAGCGAGAUUUAAUGAAUCAAGUCAGAAGUUGGACCUUUUGAAGUAUUCAUUAGAGCAAAGAUUAAAUGAACUUCCCAAGAAUCAUCCCAAAAGCAGUAUUAUUAUUGAGGAGCUUUCACUUGUUGCAUCACCAACACUAAGUCCACGUCAGAGUAUGAUAUCGACACAAAACCAAUAUAGUACUCUAUCCAAACCAGCAGCACUAACAGGUACUUUGGAAGUUCGUCUUAUGGGCUGUCAAGAUAUCCUAGAGAAUGUCCCUGGACGGUCAAAAGCAGCAUCAGUUGCACUACCUGGUUGGAGUCCAAGUGAAACCAGAUCAUCUUUCAUGAGCAGAACGAGUAAAAGUAAAAGUGGAAGUAGUCGAAAUCUCCUGAAAACUGAUGACUUAUCCAAUGAUGUCUGUGCAGUUUUGAAGCUCGAUAAUACUGUGGUUGGUCAAACUAGCUGGAAACCCAUUUCCAAUCAGUCGUGGGACCAGAAGUUUACACUGGAACUAGACAGGUCACGUGAACUGGAAAUUUCAGUUUAUUGGCGUGAUUGGCGAUCUCUGUGUGCUGUAAAAUUUCUGAGGUUAGAAGAUUUUUUAGACAACCAACGGCAUGGCAUGUGUCUCUAUUUGGAACCACAGGGUACUUUAUUUGCAGAGGUUACCUUUUUUAAUCCAGUUAUUGAAAGAAGACCAAAACUCCAAAGACAAAAGAAAAUUUUUUCAAAACAACAAGGCAAAACAUUUCUCAGAGCUCCUCAAAUGAAUAUUAAUAUUGCCACUUGGGGAAGACUAGUGAGAAGAGCUAUUCCUACAGUAAAUCAUUCUGGCACCUUCAGCCCACAGGCCCCUGUGCCUGCUACAGUGCCAGUGGUUGAUGUACGCAUCCCUGAACUAGCACCUCAAGCUAGUGAUUCUACAGUAACCAAAUUGGACUUUGAUCUUGAACCUGAGCCUCCUCCGGCCCCACCACGUGAUUCUUCCCUUGGAGAAGUAGAUGAAUCUCCUGAAUUAAGAGAUUUGGAUACACCAGGACAGGAUUCAGAAACUGUUUUUGAUACUGAGAAUGACAGAAAUAGAGUACUUCCAAAAUCUCAAUCUGAAUAUGAGCCUGAUAUUCCUCAGUCAGGCCUAGAAUAUAGUGGUAUUCAUGAACUUGAGGACAGAAGAUCUCAACAAAUGUUUCAGUUUAAUCUACAAGACUUCAGGUGUUGUGCUGUCUUGGGUAGAGGACAUUUUGGAAAGGUGCUUUUGGCUGAAUAUAAACAUACAAAUGAAAUGUUUGCUAUAAAAGCCUUAAAGAAAGGAGACAUUGUGGCUCGAGAUGAAGUAGACAGCCUGAUGUGUGAAAAAAGAAUUUUUGAAACUGUGAAUAGUGUAAGGCAUCCCUUUUUGGUGAACCUUUUUGCAUGUUUCCAGACCAAAGAGCACGUUUGCUUUGUAAUGGAAUAUGCUGCCGGUGGGGACCUAAUGAUGCACAUUCAUACUGAUGUCUUUUCUGAACCAAGAGCUGUAUUUUAUGCUGCAUGUGUAGUUCUUGGGUUGCAGUAUUUACAUGAACACAAAAUUGUUUAUAGAGAUUUGAAAUUGGAUAACUUAUUGCUAGAUACAGAGGGCUUUGUGAAAAUUGCUGAUUUUGGUCUUUGCAAAGAAGGAAUGGGAUAUGGAGAUAGAACAAGCACAUUUUGUGGCACUCCUGAAUUUCUUGCCCCAGAAGUAUUAACAGAAACAUCCUAUACAAGGGCUGUAGAUUGGUGGGGCCUUGGCGUACUUAUAUAUGAAAUGCUCGUUGGUGAGUCUCCCUUUCCUGGUGAUGAUGAAGAAGAGGUUUUUGACAGUAUUGUUAAUGAUGAAGUAAGGUAUCCAAGGUUCUUAUCUACAGAAGCCAUUUCAAUAAUGAGGAGGUUAUUAAGAAGAAAUCCUGAGCGGCGCCUUGGAGCAGGUGAAAAAGAUGCAGAGGAUGUAAAAAAGCACCCAUUUUUCCGACUAAUUGAUUGGAGUGCUCUGAUGGACAAGAAAGUAAAGCCACCAUUUGUACCUACAGUUAGAGGACGGGAGGACGUUAGUAAUUUUGAUGAUGAAUUUACCUCAGAAGCGCCUAUUCUGACUCCACCUCGAGAACCAAGGAUACUUUCAGAAGAGGAGCAAGAAAUGUUCAGAGAUUUUGACUACAUUGCUGAUUGGUGUUAAGUUCCUACACACUGUGAAACCAAGCAGACUGGCUCACAAGAAGACCUCUUAAAAAUAGCAACCCUUCAUUUGCUCUCUGUGCCAACAAACGCUUCUGAGUUUUUUUUAAAACAUAUGAAGAUGUGUUUAAAAGUACUGUUCUAAUACCUUCUUAAAAAGUGGCUUUUCAAUGUAUUUUCAACGUAAAUCUGAACACUGGAAACAGUUUCAUGGAAUUUAAGCUGAAUGAACAUCGGCCAUGAAAACCUAUCACAAAUGAAUACUUUUGGAUAGAUAGUCUUAUUUUUCAAAAAAAAGAAAAAAACAAAAAACACUCUUCUACAGUCUCUAGCUUUGCUGUAUGCCUGCCUUAAGUGGAAGGAAAAUUAAUCAGUUAACUUUCCUUAGCUGUAUUUUACAAAGAGAGGAAAAAAAGGCUUGGGAUGCUAUUACUAUUCAAACAUAGUAUGAUUCUCUUUGAAUAAGGCAAAUGCUCUUAUUUUUUUAAAGAAAUUACUGUAGUAUCAAAAACAAUGUAGAAGUAGUUUGUGCACAUUUUUGGGCUUUUUUUUAACCAAAUGAAUUGAUAUGUUAUAAAUUUUCUAUAUUUAUUAGGAGAAAAUUUUUAUUGCCUUAUCUUUACCAACCAUGUAACAGAACCUCAUAGCUUUCCAACAGGGCUACUUGCCAAACAGUUUUUUCUUAAACCAACCAUGCUGAAACAAACAGGAACAACUAAACAUCUGCAUUUACUUAAGACUUUAAGAAUGAGGACUUAAAAUCAGCCUGAACCAAGAUACUGUUACCUGUAUGCAUUCCCAAAGCCUAGAUACUCAGUGUGUUCAGUCAUACCUUCUUCCAAAAUCAGUGACCUGAUAACUCUUUUUUCUUUGAUAUUCAUUGUACAUUUAUCAACCUAGUUCAUCUUGUUCUUGUGUCUACUGUAGAAGGGAACUAUAUCUUUGUUAAAACAUAGGGAUUAUCAUUGUAUACAUGCUGUGAACAUGUAUAUGUGCAAGUUGUAAUGUAUUCUAUGUUGUAGGUUUAUUAUUUAAUUUCACCACUUCAUCACUUUUGUACAGUGGCCAAGCAGACACCUCAGACUCCAGCAUUUACGUUAAGUGCAUUUGUACAUUUUAGGCCACUGGAUCCAGAUUUUAUAUUGGCAGUUACUGAGGGCAAAAGCAAUAUAUUAUAACAGAAUGUAUAAAUAUUUUUGAUAAAACAGUUUAUAUUUUAUAAAAGUUAUUAUAACACUAAAGCUGUACCUCAAAAGUCUCAAAAAUAAUUUGAUCAAAUACUUUUUACAAGUCUUCAGAGGAUCCAUUUGUGGCUUUCUAAUACUAUUAUAGAUAGGAGAGUCUUUUGCAAGCCAUGACUUUUCUACUUGCCUGGAGUUUUGGGUUUUUUGUUUUGUUUUAAUUAUUUUCCCUCCUAAUCUAUGACUUUAUUGUUUUUCCCUAGUUUAAUAAUAACGUCUUUGAUUCUGUGCGUGGCAUGUUAGGGUCAUCAUACCUCAGGAAUAGCAAGUUGUUAACUAACCAUACUGAGUUAACCAUGUAAUCACUAUGAUCUCAUGUCUUAAAAGUUGUUCAAGUUUAAAUCCUAUGAGAAAAAUGAAAGCUCAUUGAUUUAUAGUGUUGCAUUUAAAACAUUUAGGAAUAUUUCAGCCUUACCAGGGUGUGUUGGCAUGUCUUUGCUAUACUCUGAGAACAGUUAAAAUUGUUCAGAGGUAAUUUCUCUUUCCUUACAAAUUGACUAUUACCCAUGAUCCUUUGGGGGGUGUAUCUUAUAGGAAGAGGGAGCAAUAUGUUGUUUAAAAUUCUUUUAAAAUGCCAGUUAACUUCCUUGGUAAAGGACAAUAGAGGAUCUUAGCUUAAUUGUCUGGUUUUCAUUUAAACAGUGUUAAUACAACAUAAAAAAACACUAAAUACUUUUGAGGUACAGUCUGCUCACCUUUUCUGGUUCUCAGAUAUUCAUAGAAAGUAGUGUCUAAAAUAGGCAUUUAGCAUUAAAAACUGACAUAGCAUUUUGUAACUACACAGUGUACAGAAUUUUUUUUAAUUGAAGUCAAUCACUAAGAAAAUUAGAGGGCAGGGUAUAUUCACACAAUUAAGCUGAAGAAAGCACUAAUUUUUUCUGUAGUUUUAAAUAUAUAUAUAUUUUAGUCAGAUUUAAAAAUUUUAAACUCUAUAGAGUGUAAAUAUAUUUUGUUAUUACUGUAUGUGUAAGUGACUGCUCAAGCACUUUGUAAGAAAAUUAGGAUAUUUUAGAAUGGUACACUAUGCAUUCAAAUGAAAUGUGCCUUUAUGUCAUUUUAAGAAAAAGUGUUUUGCAGUCAUAAAUUACCACAAAUGCACAAAUUAAAGUUUAAAUAGAUUGUAAUUUGUAACUUUGUUUUUAAGUAUUAUUUCCUUUUGGAAACUUCCUGUUGGUCAAAAUAUGUAUUAGCUUUACUAUAUUCAAGAUCUCAAAGACUAGUUAACUUCAGUUAGCCUUCUUGCAGGUACUUUUUGUCCUGGGGAAGGGCAAAAUCAUUGAGUCUAACCAAAUUGUCUACUUCACUGGUAAUAGUGGGGAAAUUUUGCAUUCUGUUCCUGUAAGUUUAGUAGCAUCUUUCAUUCAGUGGUUACUUAUGGGAUGCCUUCUCUGUACUAGGCACUGAAGAUAGAAAAGUAAAAAAAAGAAAGCACCAAAGAUUUCAUAAAUGAAGAAUGGUAUACAUUAAUGCUAAAAUGCAAACACCAGUAUUAUAUGUACUUUUCUCGUGUUUGAGAUUAACAUUUAAUUUUAGGACCUGACCUUUCAGAAAACAAGUAAAUGAAAACAGAAUACUAGCCAUUUUAUAGUUAUAUUAUUAAAAAAUUAUGAAUGGAAUAUUUCAGAAAUAUAAAAAGAUCCGUGCUACUCUGACACAAAUUAAGGUCAUAAUGUAAAUCACCAUUAUAUGUUGACUAGGUGAAAGCUGCAUUAUAGAUUCAAAUCUAACAAAAUUUUUACAGGUGCUGCUGAUCUUCCCAAAGCAACAGAGGGUGAGUAUGAAAAACCCAAAAGAAUAAAUCCCAAACCAUGGAUCAUAUUUCUAAUAUAGAGUUCUUGUUUACCUUGUAGCUAUCUUUUGAAAUCUAGUGUUUCUCUGAGAUAUAAGCUUUAUAUUUAUAUACAUAUAUAACUGUAUGUAUUUAUAAACAUGUAUAUAAAUAUA